AUCCCUGAUGGCCUCAUCUUCCCCGACCGCGCCACCCUCUACGUGACGGCCAUCGAGGACCGGCAGUACAAGGACUACAAGAUCCAUUGGUGGGAGAACGUCUAUGGCUUCGACAUGUCGUGCAUCAAGGACGUGGCCAUCAGGGAGCCCUUGGUGGACGUCGUGGACCCCAAGCAGCUCGUGACCAACGCCUGCCUCAUCAAGGAGGUGGACAUCUCGGUGGUGAAGGCGGAGGACCUGAGCUUCACGGCCCCGUUCUGCCUGCAGGUGAAGCGCAACGACUACGUCCACGCGCUCGUCGCCUACUUCAGCAUCGAGUUCACGCGCUGCCACAAGCGCACCGGCUUCUCCACCAGCCCGGAGUCGCCCUACACGCACUGGAAGCAGACGGUGUUCUACAUGGAGGAUUACCUGACCGUCAAGAGCGGCGAGGAGAUCUUCGGCACCAUCACCAUGAAACCCAACGCCAAGAACAACCGCGACCUGGACUUCACCAUUGACCUGGACUUCAAGGGGCAGCUCUGCGAGCUCUCCUGCUCCACCGACUACCGCAUGCGUUAGGGGGGACCCCAAAAUGGGG
Molecule: messenger RNA, 580 nt
Organism: Pezoporus flaviventris
Lineage: Eukaryota; Metazoa; Chordata; Aves; Psittaciformes; Psittacidae
Product: protein arginine N-methyltransferase 1
Exons: 5
Cellular component (GO): nucleus
Molecular function (GO): protein-arginine N-methyltransferase activity
Source: RefSeq, a predicted model, not a curated record